This is a messenger RNA of Zonotrichia leucophrys gambelii, 1257 nucleotides long. RefSeq names its product organic solute carrier partner 1 (gene OSCP1). The record is from RefSeq and is a predicted model, not a curated record. The coding region runs from base 71 to 1237 and encodes 388 amino acids. NCBI's taxonomy places the organism in Eukaryota, Metazoa, Chordata, Aves, Passeriformes, Passerellidae. The transcript has 11 exons. Gene Ontology annotation, biological process: transport. Gene Ontology annotation, cellular component: plasma membrane; cytoplasm.
GCAACGGCGGCGGCGGUGCGGGAGCGGGGCCGGGAGCGGGGCCGGGCCGUGCCGGGGCUGUGCCGGGGCCAUGUCGGCGCGGACGCUGCCGCUGCUGUUCCUGAACCUGGGCGGGGAGAUGCUCUACAUCCUAGACCAGCGGCUGCGCGCCCAGAGCAUCCCCGGAGAGAAGGCGCGCAAAGAUGAAUGGACAGAUGUGGACAGGAAACGAGUGAUGAACGACAUCAUCAGCACCAUGUUCAACAGGAAAUUCAUGGAGGAGCUGUUCAAGCCCCAGGAUCUGUACUCCAAGAAAGCGCUGCGCACCGUGUACGACCGGCUGGCCCACGCCUCCAUCAUGAGACUCAACCAGGCCAGCAUGGACAAGCUCUACGACCUCAUGACCAUGGCCUUCAAAUACCAAGUGCUGCUGUGCCCUCGGCCCAGGGACGUUCUGCUGGUCACCUUCAACCACCUGGAUGCCAUCAAGGAUUUCAUCUCUGACUCCCCUGGCAUUCUGAACCAGGUUGAUGAGACCUUCAGGAGGCUGAUUGAGACCUACAACCCUCUCUCUGAUGGUGAAUUCCAGCUCAUCAGGCAAACACUUCUCAUUUUCUUCCAGGACAUGCACAUCAGGGUCUCCAUCUUCCUGAAGGAUAAAGUGCAGAACUCCAAUGGUCGCUUUGUGCUGCCAAUCUCAGGGCCUGUGCCCUGGGGCACAGAGGUGCCAGGGCUCAUCAGGAUAUUCAAUCACAAAGGAGUGGAAGUUAAAAGGGCUGAGUUCAGCACUGCUGGGAAUUAUGUUACUCCACAAAGGGAAGGAUCUUUUGAGCUUUAUGGAGACAGAGUCCUCAAACUUGGGACAAACAUGUACAGCGUGACCCGGCCAGUGGAGACACACAUGUCAGGAUCUUCCAAAAACCUGGCAUCCCAGGCAAAGGAGAACAUAGCCCCCAACCCUCUUGCUAAAGAAGAGCUGAACUUUUUGGCCAGGCUGCUGGGAGGUUUGGACAUCCAGAAACCUGCUGGUGAUUCAGGAUUUCGGCUAAACUUGUUCACCACUGAUGAGGAGGAAGAACACGCUGCACAGACCAGACCAGAGGAGCUGUCCUACAAGGUUAUCAACAUUGAAGCCACACAGGAGCCGGCGCGGCGGGCGGAGCUGUCCCGCAUCCUGGGCGAGCUGGACGUGGCGGAACCGCGCCCGGGCAGCGCCGGGAAGGGCGAGGACCUGCUGGCACUGAUGGACGGGCUCUGAGCGGGACACGGGGACAGCGG